AUGUUGCUUUACAGGAAACUGUUUCAGCUUAGGUUUGAAAUUAGAUAUGCUUAUGACAGAGUUCUGAAUAGGUUUUUUCACGACAGCAGAAACAUACCUUACCGUUUAAACUCCUUUGACUGCAUGCGUCUGUUACAAAGUUGUAGAGAUAUUCAGCAGUUGAAGGUGACUCAUGGAUUGAUCAUAACCAAUUGUUACCAACAGAACCCACUUCUUGCUGCAAAGCUGGUAAGCUGCUAUAUGGACAAGGGGGCUAGUGUGAAUGAUGCUCGCUUGGUCUUUGAAUGCACAAAAGAGAGGGAUGUUCUUCUGUGGAACGUUAUGAUCCAGGCUUAUGGAACAGUGGGUCCACAUGGUGAAGCUGUUAGUUUGUUUCAGCAGAUGCGGACAUGCAUUAAGCCAAAUAUAUAUACAUUUCCUUUUGUGCUCAAGGCUUGCGCUGCAAUGGGUGAUGGUAGAAAGACUAAAGAGAUCCAUGCUGAUAUCUUGAAAGCUGGGAUUCAGGAUAACGUUUUUGUUUGCAACAGCCUUAUUUCAGCAUACAGCAGGUGCAGUGAGAUCAAAGCAGCUUGUAAAGUGUUUGAUAGAAUCUUUGCAAGAGACAUAAUUAGUUGGAACUCCAUGAUCAUGGGCUACGCUCAAAAUGAUUGUUGGAAGGAGGCCUUGAUGCUGUUCCACAGGAUGCUGACAGAAUUCCCUGGAAAGCCGGAUUUGAUCACCAUGCUUUCCAUACUUCCUGCUUGUGGUCGAUUGGCAGCGCUGCAGCAGGGGUUGUGGAUCCACACAUACUUGAUCAAGAACCAAUUGGAGAUAGACAUGGUAUUGGGUAGCGCACUGAUCAUGAUGUAUUCGAAGUGUGGAUGCCUUCAAGUUGCUCGGCGAGUGUUUGAAAUGAUACCAAAAAGGAAUGUGGUGCUGUGGAAUUCAAUCAUCGGCAGUUACGGCUUUCAUGGGGGUGCUUGGGAAGCCUUGGAAUUAUUCUCUCAGAUGCUUGAAACAGGUGUGGCUCCAGAUGAUGUCACAUUUGUGUAUGUGCUAUCUGCAUGCAGUCAUGCAGGUUGCCUAGCACGAGCAUGGCAUUACUUUGACAUGAUGCAGAACCAUUUUGGGAUUCUACCUACUGAGGAGCAUUGUGCUUGCGUGGUAGAUAUGCUGGGCCGAGCUGGUAAACUUGAAGAAGCCAUGAGCUUUAUCAGAGGCAUGUCACUUGAGCCAGGGCUUGAAGUGUGGGGAGCCUUGCUUGGUGCAUGCCGAAUACACAAUAAGAUAGAUCUAGCAGAAGCAGCAGCAAAAGAACUGUUUGUCCUCGAGAGCACAGAUGCUGGCCGCUAUGUCCUUCUAGCAAAUAUUUAUGCUGCUGCUAGAAGAUGGGAGGAUGUAGCCAAGGUAAGGAGAGUGAUGAGGGAAGGCAAGGUAAGGAAGCCACUAGGCUGUAGCAUGAUUGAAAUUGAACGCCAGACUCAUGCUUUCGGCUCAUAUGACCAAACUCACCCUCUACUGAAUAGUAUUUACGCCAUGUUGGGAUGGUUGGAGCAAAAUAUGAAGGAAUUACAUUCUCCCAUAGCACCAAAUGGCGUUCUUCAAAAUGUGGAGGGAGAAGUGGAAGAUGAAUACUCUGCAUCAUGAUAAGUGUCGUGCAGCUCCCAUGGCUACCAUGUGAGUUAUUGACCGAUUCUCUCCUUAUCCGCCAUGGCACAGGUUAAGAUUGUCUGGGAAACGACACUUCUAGUGCCUUUGUUCAGUAGGUUUUCGAUACAGGGAUAGUGCAAAUUUCUUUCUUUGGUGGCCUGCAUUUUUUGCCUCGCAGUUUAAUGUAACAUAAAAAUCUCAAUAUUGGAAACUGACAUUGUCUGCAAUGUGAGUUCCAUUGGUACUGCUGUUCGUGGUUUCCUAUCCAAUGCUAGUCUACCGCCAACUGCCUUCUCAAUGUAAUGAUCAUCAUUUGUAACCAACUGGUCCAUUUUCUUGGGUUGACUGUGGGUGCCGUCCCGUAGGGGCUCCAUCGCUGUGGUUGGGUUUAGUUACUUGGUCAAGUAGGGGGCAAUGCUCUGUACAACAGUACAAGACAUUUUCUGAAGACAUGAAGUCUGAACUGCGAACGGUUUUACACAAAAGCCUUGACCCGUCUUUCUUCUGUCAAUAUUGACUGAACAAAUAGGACCUGAUGGUAGAGCGAUCAAUUGUUCGUCUUCUUGAACUGAUAUGUAUUUUGAUAAGAUCAUGCAUAACAAACCAGUGAACCACUACUACGUUGAAGAUGUGUAUGGCAGUUCUUUUCUUGGUUCCAGCAUGGUUUUCAUCCUGUUUUUGUUAA
Messenger RNA from Nymphaea colorata (pocket water lily), 2314 nucleotides. RefSeq names its product pentatricopeptide repeat-containing protein At3g46790, chloroplastic-like. The record is from RefSeq and is a predicted model, not a curated record. Gene Ontology annotation, biological process: RNA modification. Lineage: Eukaryota; Viridiplantae; Streptophyta; Magnoliopsida; Nymphaeales; Nymphaeaceae. Gene Ontology annotation, molecular function: protein binding; RNA binding. The transcript has a single exon. The coding region runs from base 1 to 1626 and encodes 541 amino acids.